AUGGAGUCCGCAUCUUCCGCUCUGCCCUUCGGGUCCGCUCCCACAUCCGAAGGCAUCGCCGCCUCGGCCUCGUCCGUCGUGUCCGCCGCGUCCUCCCUCUUCUCUGCGACAUCUACGAUCUUUGGGGACCUUCCGGCCCCAACGGCCAUCUUGAACGGUACGAAGCCUUCGGCACUUAUACCUGGGGAUCCACUCCAAAGUGGGAACUAUGUCCUUAACACGCUCAUAGGGCUUAUAAUCGUCGUCGCUGCGUCAGCGCUGAACGCGUUCGGGCUGAACAUCACCAAGCUGGAUCAUACGCGCCAGCAGGGAUUGCCGAGGAGGGAACGGAAGCAGGAAUGGAUGCGGCCAUUGUGGCUCGCGGGGAUGGGGAUGUACAUGUAUGUCGAGGUCUCGUUGCGAGCGGGCUUCGGCUCGACAUUAGCGCUGAGAUGGCUAAGACCUGACUGGGUCGCCCCGCUGGGCUCGACAUCGCUGAUCUUCAACUUUCUCUUCGCCAGCUGGCUAGUCGGGACGCCCGUGACUAAGACGGAUAUCAACGGGACGGCCGUGAUCAUCCUCGGCGUGAUUCUCAUCCUCGUCUUCAGCUCGAUCAACCAUGGUCUGCAACAGGGCCUCAAUGUCGAGCGCUUGAACAUGUUGUGGGCCCGAAUAGACUGGCUCGCCUACUUCAUCUUCCUCAUCCUCUUCACCUCCUCCACCUACUUUGCCUCCUCCAUCCUCGCUCGCCUACUCGCCUCCCGCGCCUCCUUCUCUCCUCUGCCCUCCCCAACCAUCGACCUCCCCACUACGACGCGCGCCAAGCCGCCGCACGCCAUCAUCGGCUUUUUCAAGCGGAUAGCAGCGGCGGGGAGGCGCAUAAACAGCUUUGUCCUGCGGCAAGUGGAGGUGAUUCUGCAACGAGCGGAAGAUCCCAGGGUGACGUGGUUGCAGGGUAUAGGGUGGGCGGUGUGUGGUGGGAGUCUGGCGGGGAUGUGCUUGGUGUUUACAAAAGCGGUGGUCAAUCUCCUCGGGCUGCACGAUCAUCCUUUCCUGAACUUUUCUUCCAUCCUCACUCUCGUCCUCGUGGCGGUGACGGCCAUCCUCCAGAUCGUCUGCCUGAACCGUGCGCUUGCAUGCGCCGACACAGUCGUCGUCGUCCCUCUUUUCUACGCGGGCUAUACAGUGUUCGGCUUUAUCAACUCCCUCAUUUUCUACGACGAAGCAGGCCAAUACGCCCGCUGGGUCCUCAUCGCCGUCUUCGCCUCCAUCGGGGUGCUCGUUUCGGGCGUCACCAUCCUCUCGCUCAAAUCAUCCGCCAAGUCCGCUCCCGAUCCAUAUACCGUCGCAACGGAGCCUUCGGGGAGUAUGCGUAUGCGGCCGCGCAUGCCACGGGGCCGGUCUGGGACGCCCGGCGAGGGUGGGGAUGGCGAUGCAGACGAUGAAGAGGCGGGGCCAGAGACAGAAGGGGAGGCAGGGGAGGUUAUGUGGGAGGUGGGAUCAGUGAGCGAUGAUGACGAGGACGACCAAGAACUGGGCGGUAAAGGCAAAGAAGGGGAGGGAAGGAGAGGAAUUGGAGGUGGGGAUGUAAGAGGGGAGAGAAGGGGGUUGUUGUUUGAUGAAGAGGAUGAAGGGGGGAGAGGGGGGAGUGAGAGUCCUACAGCGACGAAAGUGGAUGUCCCGAGAGAAGCGGAGAGGAAUCCAUUUGCGGAUGACGAGGAAGGAUUUGGGGCGUUUGAGGCGGUGUCCACGCCGGUGUCGGGUUCAGGUGCAGGGAGGCAGAGUGGGGACGGGCGCUGA
Dioszegia hungarica is the source of this 1779-nucleotide messenger RNA. RefSeq lists its product as uncharacterized. Gene Ontology annotation, molecular function: magnesium ion transmembrane transporter activity. Gene Ontology annotation, biological process: magnesium ion transport. The transcript has 8 exons. Gene Ontology annotation, cellular component: membrane. The record is from RefSeq and is a predicted model, not a curated record. NCBI's taxonomy places the organism in Eukaryota, Fungi, Basidiomycota, Tremellomycetes, Tremellales, Bulleribasidiaceae. Bases 1 to 1779 code for a protein of 592 amino acids.